Molecule: messenger RNA, 1018 nt
Organism: Danio rerio (zebrafish)
Lineage: Eukaryota; Metazoa; Chordata; Actinopteri; Cypriniformes; Danionidae
Source: RefSeq, a predicted model, not a curated record
UUGGCUUCUCAAUAGUUGAUUUGGAGCGUUUGUUUACGAUCCUCUGUUGCGGCCGCCUCGCCGUAAUGACGUCACUACUGACGCCUUCAUUCAGCGUCGAGUCUUCAGAGCUGAGAAGCUCGUCCUUCUUCAGUUCAGCUGUAAAUACUGGAGUAUUUCCAUCAGUCUACAAGUGAAGACGAGCAUCAGACCAUCAGGAAGAAGAGAAAUCUGCAAAGACAGAGUUUAUUGAAGGACAGUGAGAAGAUGAGUGAUCCAGAACCCUGCAGAAUUAAACAGGAAGACACUGAAGAACUAAUAGAUGUGAAGGAGGAGAGUGAAGAACUGAGUGAAGAUGUGGAGAAACAUCAGGUCAAAAGUGAAGAAAAAACUCAAUCAGAGACUGAACACUGUAUUUUAAUGGACAAAACAGCCAUAAACGAUUUGACCUGCACUCAGUGUGGAAAGAGUUUCAAGCGUAAAAACACUCUGAAUCAUCACAUGAUGAUCCACACUGGAGAGAAACCCUACAAGUGUUCACACUGCGACAAGAGAUUCAGGGAUUUGGGAAACCUGAAAACACAUGAGAGGAUUCACACUGGAGAGGAACCGUAUUGCUGCACUGAUUGCGGGAAGAGUUUCAGACAUUUAUCUUCUCUACGAAGACACACACAAAUCUUUCACAACCCGAUGGUGAAGAAGGAGGAAAGUGCCAGAGCUCAACAUUUAUGUUCUCUGUGUGGAAAGAGUUUUACGCAACAGUCAAGUUUAAGGAAACACCAGAGGAUUCACACUGGAGAGAAACCACACUCAUGUGCUCAGUGUGGGAAGACUUUCAGACAAUCAUCAACUCUUAAUACACACAUGAAGAUCCACACUAGAGAGAAAACUACACUGCAACGACAGAUGUGUCAAAAACCGACACACAUGGUUGUGUUUAUAGCACUCUGACACAUGCUGUGCAGAUUUUUAACACACAAUGUGUAAUUUGUUUUUGAUGCCUCGCCAUAGAUCAGCGGUGUCCAAACUCGGUCCUGGA